Messenger RNA from Corticium candelabrum, 1323 nucleotides. RefSeq names its product RNA/RNP complex-1-interacting phosphatase homolog. Gene Ontology annotation, molecular function: polynucleotide 5'-phosphatase activity; protein tyrosine/serine/threonine phosphatase activity. The record is from RefSeq and is a predicted model, not a curated record. NCBI's taxonomy places the organism in Eukaryota, Metazoa, Porifera, Homoscleromorpha, Homosclerophorida, Plakinidae. Bases 21 to 1061 code for a protein of 346 amino acids. The transcript has 10 exons. Gene Ontology annotation, biological process: protein dephosphorylation.
AAGACAAGUUUGCGUUUACGAUGUGGACUAUUCCUGACGGAUGGUUGGAGUAUGCUCCUUUUCGUAAUCCACUCCACAUUUGCGGUGCCACGUUGUUACCAAUCAAAACACCGCUUUCUGAGGGUUUUAGCAGAAGUUCACGAAAUGUUAAUGGACUAACUCGCAAUGAAGAGUUUACUCCAACUCAGUUUAUCAAGAAGCUUCAAGAGCGUGGCUGUGAAUUGGGCAUGAUUAUUGACCUUACGUUUACAACUCGAUAUUACAAUCCACAAGUGUUUUUGUCUCAUGGAGUAAAACACGUAAAAAUCAAAUGCCCUGGUCAAGAGGUGCCAUCUGAUAGGAUUUAUGAAGAGUUUGAAGAGCAUGUCCAGCAGUUCCUUGCAGAAAACGGUAGCUGUGGCAGGAAAAAAGUUAUCGCUGUUCAUUGCACACAUGGCAUUAACAGAACAGGCUAUUUAGUGUGCAGAUAUUUGAUGAAACACGAACGAAUGGACGAUACAUCAGCUCUUGCAGCAUUUGAAAAAAGCAGAGGAUAUGCAGUUGAAAAGAACCACUACGUUACAGCGUUGCAUCAGAUAGCUGCAGAGAAAUGCCAAUAUUCCAAGAAACGACGGGACUUUGGCCAGGCCUUCAGGCCAGGCAGUAACAAGUACGUGAAGAGAGAUGACUGGGUGGGUAAAGGAAGGCAGUCGGACGUAGCAAGUAGUGGAGACUGGUCAACGCAAUGUGGUGAUUUCAAAUUGGUAGACAAAAAGGAGGCAUUUGAAAGAGAGAGCAGGUACUCAGACGAUGGUCGACGUAAUCAGUUGUACUAUGGCCGAAAUAGUCAGUCAUACUACGGUCGAGAUGGUCGGUCAGACUAUGGCAAGAAUAGUCGAAACAGUAGCAAGUUUUUGUUGGAUACAGACAGGGAUAGCUCUAGACAGAGUAGAUCACACAAAUGGUCUCAGAGCAACCGGUGGCAUGGAGAGAGAUCACACUCUGACGUGUAUUCAAGACCCUCUCCUGUUGGUCGAUCAAAGGCUUAUAAAGACCAUUCUAGACGCUGGGCACCUUACUGACCUGACGAGAGGCAAUUUGCAUUGCAACUUUUUACUGUUGGUGAACACUGAGUGAAUUUUAGCUUCACAUGUUCGUGUAUUAGACAUCAUGUGCUUCACAGAGUAAUUGUAAGCACGUGUUGGUCCAUGUAUCCUAUUGCACUGUAUGCUACUAGCUUAACAUAGUGUGCAGCACUCUCAAAAUCAGCACAAACACCCGUUGUUUCGCUUGUAUUUUAGCAUGUCCUAGCUAAGUGUAAUUAAGAACAUGAUCAUAAUGCAA